Molecule: messenger RNA, 6797 nt
Organism: Xyrauchen texanus (razorback sucker)
Lineage: Eukaryota; Metazoa; Chordata; Actinopteri; Cypriniformes; Catostomidae
Product: BMP/retinoic acid-inducible neural-specific protein 3-like
Exons: 8
Coding region: 726-3056 (776 amino acids)
Biological process (GO): positive regulation of neuron differentiation; negative regulation of mitotic cell cycle
Source: RefSeq, a predicted model, not a curated record
AGUGAGUGAUGACUACAGUACAGGCAGCUCGAGUCUAGCUCUACCACUAUUCUGGCACAAACACACAGAGACUGUCAAUGGAUAUCACAGAUUAACCAUGACAGGUGCAGUUUCCGUACCUGGAAGAAGCUGGAUAAAGCAAAUGAGUUGAGCGGAGGAGAGAGCAGCUUCGUAUGGAUUUAUAAUUUUAACCACAUCUCUACUUGUAUCCUUUUCUUUUUUUUUUUUUAAAUCAUACAGUUAUCAAGACAAUCAGAAAUGCACUGGUGACUUCAUGAUUUGUCUUGCCAAGAAAGAACGAAUUGCUGGGACUUCCAUCCUACAGAACUGGCUUUAAAAGUUACAUUUCUUCCGUAUUCAUCUUUGUUUUGAACUGAUCACACAAAAAAAGUAAGGAAAAAGAAAACAACUAAUGGCUAACAACAUUUUGAUUCUUCCAGCCACGUGCAUGAAGAACUGUAUCUAAAUGGAACACACUUAGUUGCCCUCUCUUUGAAGCAAGAAGGUAUGUCAAUAAAAUACCUGGAUUACCCUUUUGACUGCCUAUUAAAAUCACAACGGAGGAAUUAAAGGGAAAGCAGGGGGCUAAGUGAGUGGGAACUGCAUUUCUCCACUUAAGACAACCUGAUUGUUAUUAUAAGCUGAUCGGAUACUGUAAAGACUAGAGUGGAACCUCCCUUCACGUUCUGGGUCAAAGGGAUUGGCAGAAGAAUGCUGGAGGCAGGAUGGCGAUGUGUUGGCAGAGAGCUGCAGUUGUUAGAUGGUUCCUCUUGAUGCUCCUGUUGCAUUGGGCACCUCUGUGCUCACUGAGCUGGUUCUUGGCUCUGGCUGAGCCUCUGACCCAGAAAACCUCACCUUUAAUUUCCAUCUCCGGAUGGAGCAGCGGCCAGCUGGACUGGCUCCUGUCUGAUAAAGGGCCCUUCCAUCGCUGUCCAGAAUAUACAGAGUUCAAAGAACGCAUCCAACAAGGCUUCUCCACACGCUACAAAAUCUACAGGGAGUUUAGUCACUGGAAAGUGAACAGCUUGGUGACAGAGAAGAGAGAUUUCUUCAAAGCCCCACUGCCUUUGGCGCCAGAGUUUUUACGCAACCUAAGGCUUCUGGGGAGAAGGCCGAGCCUUCAGCAGAUCCAUGAAAACCUAAUCAAGAAAUAUGGCACUCAUUUCUUGGUAUCAGCCACACUGGGAGGGGAGGAGUCGCUCACAAUCUUCUUGGACAAACAGAAGCUGAGUAAAAAGACAGAGGGAAAAGGAAACAGCUCCAUGGUCUCCCUGGAAAUCUUGCACCAGUUGGCGGCUUCAUACUUCACAGACAGAGAAAGCACCCUGCGAAGACUGCACCACCUGCAGAUUGCUACAUCUGCCAUCAAGGUAACGGAGACCAGAACAGGGCCUCUUGGAUGUAGUAACUACGACAGCCUGGAUUCUGUCAGCUCCGUCUUAGUGCACAGCCCAGAAAACAAAAUCCAUCUGAAAGGUCUACAGGAUGUGCUCCCAGAGUUUCUGCGGAAUCGUUUUGUGGAGGCAGCCCUCAGUUACGUGGCAUGCAAUUCUGAGGGUGAACUACUGUGUCACAACAAUGACUGCUGGUGCCACUGCUCCACAAAGUUCCCAGAUUGUAACUGCCCCUUUGCAGACAUCAAAGCCAUGGAAGAGAGUCUCCGUAAAAGCAAGGAGUCCUGGACUAAUCUCAACUUUGAUUUCUUGGAGUCAGAUGAGUUCAAGUCCUUUCUCAAGAAAUUGCCAACGGACCAGUUUUUAAACACCUCCGCCAUCUUAAAGUUCUGGACGUCAGAUCUGGUCCUGCAGAGACGCUAUGGUAUGCUGGAAGCGAGCACUAAGGUGGUGCUUGGCAAAGCUAUCAAGAUAGUUCGCAAGCUCUUUGCUCUCAGCAAGCGCUGUCCAACACAGCCAAAGAUCAGCCUGACAAGAGAAAGGACUCUAGGGUUUUGGCUAAACAAAGCCCAGUCUCUGUUGUACUGCAGUGAGCAUGGUGUGCAUGGCACCUUCUCAGAGGAACUGCAGGGCUGCAUCUGCGCUGCAGAGCAACGGACUCUCUGCCAGGGCACUGUGCCAUGUAGGGUGGGUGAGGGGACACCCUGCUCGUCCUGUGCCCCAGAUAACAUUACCCGCUGUGGCACAUGCUUCCCAGGCAGCAUCCUCCAUAUGGGUUCCUGUCACCCCAACAUUGCCAACUCACUGGACCACUACGUCAACUUUGAAUUUGACAUGCCUGACGCUGAGAUGCAUUACCUCCUCCAGAGGCUUGAUAGCCGCAUGGAGGUCCAUGCAAUCUACAUCAGUAAUGAUGUGCGGCUCGGCAGCUGGUUCAACCCAGCAUGGCGGAAACGCAUGCUGCUCACCCUCAAGAGCAACAAGAACAAAUCCAACCUUAUCCACAUGUUGAUGGGGAUCUCUUUCCAGAUCUGUUCCACAAAGAACAGCACACUGGAACCUGUGCCUGCAAUCUACGUCAACCCCUUUGGGGGCAGUCAUUCAGAGAGCUGGUUCAUGCCGGUUAACCAGCAGGACUUCCCAGACUGGGAAAAAACGAAAUUGGAUGCCUCACUUCAGUGCUAUAACUGGACCCUCAGUCUUGGCAGCAAGUGGAAGUCCUUCUUCGAGACGGUUCACAUUUACCUUCGUAGCCGUAUCAUUACAGAUGAGCCUGCAGUCAACGAGACGCUUUUUUAUGAACCGCUCGAUCUGGAUGACAACUCGGCCAACCUGGGCUACAUGAAAAUCAACAGCCUGAAGGUCUUUGGGUACAGCAUGCACUUCGAUCCAGAGGGUAUCAAAGAUCUGAUCUUGCAGUUGGACUACCCCUACACACAGGGCUCACAAGAUGCAGCCUUCUUGAUGCUUCUAGAGAUGAGGGACCGCAUCAACCGGCUCUCUCCACCAGGAGCCCAGCCACUGGACCUCUUCUCCUGCCUACUGAGGCACAGGCUCAAGCUUUCAUCCAGUGAGGUGGUACGCAUACGGGAUGCGCUCCAGAGUUUCAAUGCCAAGCUGCCUAAUUCUGCUGAGCCAGAACUCAGCCAGCUGUGCAGCUAGCUCAGAUCACACAUUUUGGCCUGUGUGUGUGAAUGUAUUUGUAUGUGAUGAAAGAGAGGGAAAAUAAAUAUAUUGUCAGUGUGUGUGCAAAUGUUUGUAGAUGAGAGCAUCUUUGAAUGAACCUCCUUUGGGCGGGAUGCAUUGCAGGAUUUUUUAUUGUGACUGGCAUAGGAGUGUUUACAGUAGGAGGCUUCUGAAUUGCCAGAAUAUUCCCUCACAGGGAAAACUUUGUGGAAGAAGGGUGGAUGUAGCCUACAUUCAAAACUACUAACUGGCUUUGAGAAAAGGUUCGCUUUAAUACAAUGGGGAUUUAACUUAAGGAGACUUCCUACUAGAUGAUCCUGAGCAAACAUGGAAAAGAACAUUUUAUUUGAGAAUAUACACUUGUGAUAUGCAUAAGUGGAUUUCUCUUCCCAGUACACCCCUGACUGUACCUAGUCUGCUGUUCUGCAGGUGCUGUAGGGAUUUUGUGUUGAUGUGAUGGCAUUAUUUGAGAUGAAAGCAGAGAACCAAUGAUAAGGAUUCCAUUCUGAUCUGAAGUUUUGGACCACACUGGCCCAAAUGUUAUAACAAUCAACAGAGAUUUAAAUCUUUCCUUUUCUAUUUUAUCUGGAGUCACAACUCCUGUAUUGUGAGAUCUGUAUAUCUGUAUUUGAUGUUGGACUGAAUUGCCAGAAUGUUGGAUAAAAAUUCCUUUGUAUUCAUAGAUAUGGCUAAACCAUAAGGCAAACAUGAAAGCAAAUUGAAUGGCAAAAUUUAUUGCUGUUUCUUACUGUUUUUUUUUUUUUUCAUGUUCAUUGAAAUCUCUUCUGAGGUAACCUUAAGAUAACAUUCAUACAAUAUUGUUUUGAAAAGGUUUGUGGACAGCUUUGUAAAUAUUGCCCCAUCUCAUUCAAGACAUGAAAAGCUUUCAUUGCUUCUUGGAUAUAUACAGAUGUAUUUGUACUUUUUUAAAGUGCAAAGACCAAACUACACUUCAACACAAAACAAUUGCCUUAUGAAGUGAAAUCUCUGUUCUUAUAUCAAAGCACACUUGGCUGUACGUCUCUCUCUCUCUCUCUCUCUCUCUCUCUCUCUCUCUCUCUCUCUCUCUCUCGCUCUCUCUCUUUAAAUAAGGCAAAAGAAAAAUUCUCUCCUUCAGCUUUUUCAACAGUUCUUUGCUUAUUCUUUUUUUUUUCUCGCUUUAUUAAAUUCUGAUUUGAAUUACAGUGACCUCUAAUCUGUAAAUGUUCAUUUUAAUUGAAGUAAUAUUUGAGGAGUACAUUAUUUGUCUACUAUGUGCAAAAACAGAGUUACUUUAACAUUUCCCGAUUCAAUAUCUUUUUUUUCCAUUUCCCUACUUUUCUACUACACAUAGACAUAUAUAAUGAUGUGACAGAGCAUAACUAUAAUACAUGAAUUCAUUUUAGUAUAUCUGCAUCUCGGGGCAAUUAUUUUCUCUCAGAAUUUAAUAACCUUACAUGUACCACUUAAGUGUUCUUGAUUACAUUACUUGGGCUGUGGAAUUUGUAAACACAAUCAGCCAGAGUAUUAUAGCCCUUGUCAACACUGAGUGUUUAUUACUCUUUAUUAUUUAAAACUGGAAUGUCUAGAAAUGUCUGUGAAAAUUGCAUAUAUCCAGCUACAUAAAAAAAAGAACCAGUUGUCUGUCAGGAUAAGAUUAAUAACUCCACAGAUGAUGAGCAACUUUUACAGUGUGUGUGUGUGUGUGGGGGGGAUAAGAGCAAUUUAUGCAUUUGUCAUAUAGAGCUGUAGGACCUUCACAUACUCUGUCACAACAUAUCUUGAUCUGUGCUGAACUGAAAAUAAAAAUAAAAUGUUCACUAAACUCAUAAGAUGGAAAUAACACGGAGUCUAAAUGUGAGUUGUUUAUCUUAAUGUAGAACACAGGAAUCAGUUUUUGCCCUUAAACAAAAUGUUAAGACAGUGAAGGGCAUCUAAUCAAUUACAGAGGCCCAGUGUAAACUUGCAUCCUCUAUCUUGAGAAUGCCUACACAAUUGGAAUAUGUCAGUAUUACAUGAUUUAUGACGGUUGCACUGAAAACAUUUGCAUUUAUAUUUCAACAUAAGCCAGACAAAACUCUCACAUUCAUUACUGUAACAGUUGCAAGUUACCUUGUAUUUAUUUCUUUGGGAUUUUACCAAGCAUGACAUUUUUGUUUGGUGUUCCACCUCAGAUUCAAGCGUGGCCUACUUUUAGGCUCUCUCAGCACGCUGUUUUAAUUAUUUAAAAACAGAAUGUGAGGGUGUGGGUGGGGGAGGUUCUGAUUCCAUGAAAAUGUUUGAAAACCAGCCUUCAUUAGCAUACUUUGAAAUAAAAAAAGAAAUCCUCUAACGUGCACUAAUGUACAGUAUCAAAACGAUUAUUUUUUGUGAAAUCGUUAAUUAAUUUCAACCUGUAGUUAUUUACUAAGCAUGCUCUGAAACAAAAUGGCAUGUUGUCAAAUUAAUACAGCUCUUGGAGUUUUGAGGUGACUGUUGGUGUCCUACUAGUCACUUGGGGUACUUAAACAUUUGUGAAAUCUGAGAAUCCUCAGAUACCUCUUAAAUUGUCUAGAUUACUGUCGCAAUCAACCUUUUCUGCCCAGUCUUUAAACUUCAUUUUAAUGUACUUCUCAACUUUGCACUGCAGUGUCCAUGAAUGCUGCAUUGCAGAGAGAUUUACCAUGCUGUAAACAUCAACUGACAGAAAUUGUGUCCAUGUUUGAUGUUUCUCAAAUAUAUUACCAUUUUCCAAAAAGGGGUGACAUUUCACUUGAAGUACUUUUUUUACUCAAAACUUUAUGCCUGUACAUUCUACAAUGUUAUGAAUAAUCUUCAAGUUACAUCAGUGGGGUCAGUCUACAGUCAUGCCUUGAGCCUCCAUGCAUCACCCAAGUGGGACAUUAAGCUGCCCCAAAAAUAUUUUGACAUUUUGGACACUUAAGCCAAACAAAAUUGUCUGAAUGUUAUUGCAUUAGAGAACAACAUUUCAAACUUCGUGGCCUCUGUAAACAAAUAAUGCAAACAAUAACUUUUCUGAUUUUUUAUUUAUUUAAUCAGUUCCCUUUGACUUAAUACAAGUGUCCUAGCAAAGUAACCACAAGUGUAGUUUAUCACAUGUUGUACAUGUUCCACAAAGUUUGGCAACCAGAAAGUGUAAAAAAAAACUUGUUUUUUCUACUUAAUAUAUCAUUUGAAAUUUUCAUUUGAAAACAAACCUUUUUUGCGUGAAAUGUUCUGCUUGCAAAGAGUGUUUAUGCAAUAUUUCUUUAAAACAAAUGCCACAUGGUUUGCUAUAUUUAAAAUAAUGCAAAGACAUUCACACCUUUUUUAUGAAUUACUAUUGUGGCCACUGUAUGCUUGAUUUUAUUUAUUUAUUAAUUUGUUUUUGAGAGGUAUCAAUGUCCAGAACCAAAGUGCUGAAUGUAAAUAGUUUGACUGCAUUGAAUUCUAUGAGAGACAAUAUAGCUCAGUAAAGAGCAUGAGGUGCCAGCAUGAAAUAGUGCAGAGCUAAUUUUCUUGGUUGAUAGGAGAUAGGAAUUUUGUAUCUGUAUAUGGUGUUUAUGAUUCUGUACAGAGCCUGAUAUGGGCAGGCCAUGAAAUGAAACAUUAUCUUUAUACUCUUUUAACCAUUCUCUCUCUCUCUCUCUCUCUCUCUCUCUCUCUCUCUCUCUCUCUCUCUCUCUCUCUCUCUCUCUCUCUCUCUCUCAAUGUUUUAACAAGAUGUACAUGUUCUUAUAUGAUUAAUAAAAGGAUGAA